GGAGAGACGGAAGAAAGAUAAACCGCCGUCUCACGAUGUUGAAAUACUGGAUGAAUCAGUCGCCGAAGUUGAAGAAAGGUCACCGACACCUACAACUUUAAAGAAAUUUAUUAUCAAAUCGGCUACAUCAAAGUUAAAGGUCACCGAGCCUGAGUCGUCAACACCCAAGGGAAAGGUCAUAGCUGUGAAACAGAUUGUUCCAGUCGUCAUCUCGGCAUCCACUACGAAAGGGCGCAGGGAGAAAGGAACGCGUGAGAAAGCGAAACGGGAGACAUCUCGAGAAUCAGAAGCAUCGGAAGCGAGCCUACCAAGUACUUCGACGGUUAGCAUAAGGUCACAUGCGGACCUGAAAACGACUCGAUCAAGAACCACGGAGCCAAGAAGCCUAGCGAAGGUUCUGGAAAAAGGGAAAAAAGCAAAGAGCGAACCCGCAAAGCCGAAAAAGAAAGGGAAAGAGGCCAUGAAAAUCGACGCAUUGGCAAUGGCCAAUUAUAUCGAACCGGACGGUGACAGUGAACUUAAUUAUUCAGGAGAUGAAGCAGAAUUUGAAGAUCCAGACAGCGAUAAUUUGACCACGAUUGACGAAAUCAUCGACGCAUUUGACGGAGCUGAGAAGAAUUUUACACGAAUACGAACGACAUCAGUAACAUCGAAAUUCAGAACGGGGCUAAAGAAAUAUUUGAGAAAAGAAAUGCACCGUAGUUUCACCAAACAGAAGUUCGAUGUGGUAUUAGAAUACGCUCGGAAUGCGGGAAAACUUCUCCAGAAACAUCCGAACUUCGCGUAUAAGGCUAAAUUAUUCAGACCGUCAAGUUCGGAUAAGGCGCUGACGACUCCAAAUGAAGAUACCUCAAUGCGAGUAGAAAGGGCCAAUCGCGGGAAUGACAAGCCCGUUGGGGUCAACGAGCCACCGGAUCAGCCAAUACAUCAAUGCUGUUUGGAAUGACGGAAAAGGAAUGAUAAAGGAAAUCGACACGGCCACUGAACGCGUGUUGCCGAGGAUGAUAAAACAGAACAUCCUUUCCACAACGAACGCACAUAAAGGAUAUCCGAUCCGAUACACGAGAGUAGGCCUGAUACCGCCGGAAAAACAAGUCCAUUGUAACAUGUCCGACAGUCAGGAGAUGGAAAAGGUGCCAUCGAGUGGAGACCCGACAACUCCCAUAUUGAAUCGGAUCGCACAGCUAACAGCUGAAGAAGAAGCCGCUCGGACUAAAGCACAAGCACCGAAAGCGACGAAAAAGAAAGGACCGAUGGACGCGGAAUCCGAAGAGAGUGACGAUAACACCUCUGUCCCAACGCCUUUGGAACCGACGACAGAAAAGCCUAAAGGUCAAGAAACAUCUGGAACUGUGACGGAAAAAACUCAACCGAAAGGUCAUGGGACUUCAGAAAAACGGGAGAAAGAAAAGGUCAUGCUCCCGAUGGACAAGGCAGCGGCAGAAGCAGAAGCGGCCUCCGCGCGACAGGUGUUUCAGAAAUCAUUGUUCGCACCAUUGAAGGAGGUUUUUGAGAAAGAGCGAUCGAAGUCGGAAGGUGAAAUGGGAGGUCACGAGACUUUGCCACAGAAAGAGAAAACCGAUGAACCGAAAUCUGCUCAGUCAUCAUCAGGAACUGACCCAACGGACUCGGCAUCAUUCCCCCAGAAGACUAGCGGUACAAAAAUAAAAGAGCCGACAGACUACACGCUAGGCGCACCGUUGGACGUGACUAACCGGACAUGGAGCGAAGUCCGAGCUGCACUUCAGAACAUUAGCGAAGGCGAGAUGCUUGGUGCGGAUCUGAAAAGACAAGUCGCUGAAAACUCGAAUGGAAGAUCAUCACUUAGCAUGACCGAGCGAGUCUUGAAAAGAGCAUAUAAGGAAGGAAGACUGGGAUGUAAAUAUAACAAGGUUAUUUACUACCUUCCGAAACAGGGCCAGGAUCGUACGCCCAGGCUGAAAAUGGUGCUAGAGGCCUGGAAGAUAGCCAUCACAGAUGUGGCUUUGGACGCCAUCGGCGGUAACAAUGGAGCGUUAUGGAAUCACCUUUCGAACUUCAUGGCCGUCCACUACGAAUUGGGAGAAUUGAACAUCGAGAAGGAUAAAGAAUGGAUCAAGAACGCUGUUGAAGCCUUGAUCGCGGACGAAGCUAUUCAUAUUAACAAAGAUGGCCGAGUUGACUUUAAGCCGCUACGUCCGCCGGCGAAGGAGUCCGAAUGA
Messenger RNA from Paramacrobiotus metropolitanus, 2201 nucleotides. RefSeq lists its product as uncharacterized. The record is from RefSeq and is a predicted model, not a curated record. The coding region runs from base 882 to 2201 and encodes 439 amino acids. Lineage: Eukaryota; Metazoa; Tardigrada; Eutardigrada; Parachela; Macrobiotidae. The transcript has 2 exons.